Molecule: messenger RNA, 981 nt
Organism: Rhizophagus irregularis DAOM 181602=DAOM 197198
Lineage: Eukaryota; Fungi; Glomeromycota; Glomeromycetes; Glomerales; Glomeraceae
Source: RefSeq, a predicted model, not a curated record
AUGAGUAAAAUUCAAGUGCCAGCCGUGAGAGAGUCAAUUAGGACUGUUUUAAAAGAAUCACAAGAAAAGAAUCGUAAGUUUACUGAGACCAUUGAAUUACAAGUUGGUUUAAAAAAUUAUGAUCCUCAAAGAGAUAAACGUUUUAGCGGAACCGUCAAACUUCCCAAUGUCCCUCGUCCAAAGAUGUCAGUAGCUAUUCUCGGAGAUGCUCAUGAUUGUGAUAGAGCUAAAGAAAUUGGAAUUGAGUUUAUGAGUGUUGAAGAUCUUAAAAAACUUAAUAAAAAUAAAAAACUUAUUAAGAAACUCGCUAAAAAAUACGAUGCAUUUUUAGCUAGUGAGUCUUUAAUUAAACAAAUUCCUAGAUUAUUAGGGCCUGGUUUGCAUAAAGCGGGUAAAUUCCCUACUCCCGUAACUCAUAAUGACGAUUUGAAUGCUAAAGCUGAUGAAUUGAGAUCAACAAUCAAAUUUCAACUUAAAAAAGUUUUGUGUCUUGGUGUUGCAGUGGGUCAUGUUAAAAUGAGUGAAGAUGAAUUAGUUGCAAAUAUUAUGUUGAGUAUUAAUUUCUUAGUUUCCCUAUUAAAGAAGAAUUGGCAAAAUGUAAGAAGUUUAUAUAUCAAAUCGACUAUGGACAUGCGGAUUACAACUCUUGAUAAAGGAUUUUGUUCAGGAGUUUUAAAGGAACAAAAGAGGAUCCAUAAUCCUUUUAAUAGUAUUCACGCAGCAGCGCUUUGUACAUUUGCUGAAACUAUAGGAGGAUUGGCAGUAUUUAGUAAGUUAACUGAUAAGGAUAGAGCAAUUGUAACAAGGAUUAAUAUGGAGUAUUUUAAAAAAGCAAGAGGAUUAAUUACAGCCACUAGUCAAUUUAACUUGGGAGAAAUUAGUGGACAAACAGAAAAAGAAUGCGAAGUAAUUCUUAAAAAUGAAGCACUAGACACCGUAGCAAAGGCUACAGUAUUUUGGUCUAUUAAUAGUAAAAAUUAA